AUGGCAGCACUGUGCGAUGGCACCGUGACCCCAUAUUUCCCUGCUUACGUCAUCUUACUUCUGUUCGUCUCAUCUCAUUCCUUCUGUGAUAUUCCUCACCAACAACUCACUGAGUGA
Molecule: messenger RNA, 117 nt
Organism: Colletotrichum costaricense
Lineage: Eukaryota; Fungi; Ascomycota; Sordariomycetes; Glomerellales; Glomerellaceae
Exons: 1
Coding region: 1-117 (38 amino acids)
Source: RefSeq, a predicted model, not a curated record